UCAUCAUCGUUCUACUCCUAAUCUUGCUCUUUCUCCUCUUGUUACAGCUGAUUAUCUUGAUGACUUCAACAUGCAGACCUUAACAGCUCCCGCAUCUGUCGCUAAGCGAAAACAAGCUUGCUCAAGCUGUAGGCAUCGAAAGAAAAGAUGCGACGGCAUUCGACCAUCUUGCUCAUUAUGUAGGAAAUGGGGCAUCCAAUGCGAGUAUGGUGCACCUCCACCAAAUAGGCCUGAGGAACCGUCUAUGUACUCUUUCCCCGGACCACUCUUUCCAGCUGCCCCCAAUUUUCCAAUGGGCCUAGAAGGAAUAAGUGAUAUGAGUGCACUACCACCACUCGAAACCAACGAUGAGAUAGCAAUAGAUCCGGCACUGCUGAACGAGCAGCCUUUUGGCUGUCCGACCCCUCCCGUAUCAGAUUUGGUCCCUCCUCCGGUUGACAUAGGAUUCAACCCAGAGGAAGAUCUAUUACCUCACACAAGAUUACCACCAGAUAAGAUAUUACUUGAACUAGUCCAACUCUUCAUUGAGAACGCCUACCACUACUAUCCUUGCUUCCAUAAGCAAACCCUUUUGGAGGAGGUCCAGAGUCGAAAACUCCAAACAGAAUGUCCGCUUGUCCUUUUCGCCAUCUGCACAAUUGCUGCACGAUAUCAUUACGAUUUCAACAUUCGCGCUCGGCAAGCUGAGUGGUACGACCUUGCGAAGCAAUUGUACGAGGAGUCCACGAGAUACCCGGAUUAUCCAGUUCGUCUGCUCCAAGCUGCAAUAUGUGUUAUGAGUCACGCCAAUAACUCUGGGGACUUUUCUACGGCGUGGCUAAUCCUGGGAAAAGCAUGGCGACAAAUAUGUGCGCUCGGAUUCAACCGUUUGGAUUCGACCGAUGACACGGUAUAUGGGCUCCCGCAAAAGAGGCCACAUUCUGAUCUAGGCAAAGAGGAAUUGAGGCGAACGCUUUGGCUACUCUUUGUCGUGGAUCGAAAUUUCACCUGGCCAGUAGGAUGGCCGCAUGCCAUGGACGAGCGGCAUAUCAUGGUCAAUAUACCAAUUGCGGAACAGCUUUUCCAAAGUUUAACUGCUGGUAGCACUCUCGAUCCGACGAUGACUGUACCGUUCUCGAGACGCUUGAAUACCCUCAUCCUUUCCCGGCCCAAGCCAGCAGAACCGAUCAAUGUCUUCCAUCAUCUUGUUAUCGCCCAUGUGUUGCUAGGACGCAUCACGGAAACGAUGCAUUCGGUCCACGCCACCCCGAACUCGCAAGAGUUCGCAGAAGAAUGCGAGGAGCUCGACUCCUAUCUCGGUAAACUGUGGCUGAGUGUACCACGAGCCGCGACAUCGCUUUUGGAUGUACAGACAGAAGAUCAAAGCCAGUCGAUCUGGCUCUCGUUGACACUGAACCUAAUGGCUAUAAUUUUGCAUUUCCGUUCCGCCAGAGGUGCAGACGAGGAAGUUGCAACCGAUCAAUUUGCUCGUGCAUUGCUGGCAGCGAAGAACAUUGUGAAAACGAUCAAAGACGCCUCGAAGAUAUCCAUGGAUCUUGUAGUCUCACCACAUUUGGGUUCUACGCUAUACCUCGCCGCAUGCGUCUAUAUCAUACAGUGGCGAAUGACCGGAGAUGAAAGCCUCAAAGAUGAUAUAGACCUCUUGGAUGUUGUUUUUGAUCGAUACAAUGAAACGUUCGUUUUCACGGGACACAAGUUCAAGAUUGCUCUCGAGCACGACGUUCAGCGAAGUGUGGAGGAUAUAGAAAAGUUGAAGGCAGCGGGAUUGCGGGGAUUGUUGGCAGAUUGUAGCAAAUGGGGCUAUGUACAGGAUGUCGUCGCUUCGAAAGGUAUAUCGGUCAACAUUACGUAGCGUGAUGUCGCCCUGGAAACUGUAACACCACUUGUGUUUGGGUGCAUGUAAUAAUACUAAGCUGGGAUGUCCAUUGGAGGACGUUGGAUGUCUCGCGGCGAUAUGUCUUCGCGACGAGCCGGCACAUCGGCUAGAGUCAACAUAGAAAAAUGAAAAAGCCACCCAAAAUAUGC
Aaosphaeria arxii CBS 175.79 is the source of this 2025-nucleotide messenger RNA. RefSeq lists its product as uncharacterized. Lineage: Eukaryota; Fungi; Ascomycota; Dothideomycetes; Pleosporales. Gene Ontology annotation, cellular component: nucleus. The record is from RefSeq and is a predicted model, not a curated record. The transcript has 3 exons. Gene Ontology annotation, biological process: DNA-templated transcription; regulation of DNA-templated transcription. Gene Ontology annotation, molecular function: DNA binding; zinc ion binding; DNA-binding transcription factor activity, RNA polymerase II-specific. Bases 71 to 1852 code for a protein of 593 amino acids.